GCAGUGUCCAAAAAAGAAGGUUCGCUGAGCAAAAAGAGAGUUAAGUUAGUUAGUGGUUGCAGCUAGCAAUAGCACACACCCCCCCCCUCAAAACAAGGAAGCAAAGAAAGAAAGGGGUCUCAGAGCUCAAGUCAGGCUCAGAGUGUGUCGGCCUCAUAAAAAGCGAAGUGAAAAGACGACGUAGAGGUGAAGGAAACCCAUUGCUUUUCAAUUUUGAGAUGAUGAUGGUGGUGGUGAUGGUGAAUUGGGUUUUGGGCAUUCAAUCAGAGCUCUAGUCGAAAGCAGAAGAAAAUGGAGCAGAUCCAGUUCAAUCCUCCAGGGCUACUGAACAAGGUGCUGAUGAAACAGUUGCUUUUGCUUUGUUGUGUGAUAUCUGUCGCUCAUGCCAAUGUACCCUAUGAUUUACACAAAGCGCCCUCAGUAUCUUCGACAAGUGCACCUUUGGCAGCACCUCCUAUGCCAAAUCUUCCUUUGCCAGCCAGGUUGCAACAUUUCGUGCCGCGUGGUGCUCCCAUGGCAUUUUCACCUGCUCCUCUAAAUGGCCCCUUGAUAACUGCUGCUAAUCCACCGACAACUUCUCAAUUGUCAAAGCCACCAAAGAGCAGUGGCUUAGCACCUCCUCUUGCUGGCUUUAAGAGUAUUGCUCCUCAGUCUAUUGCUGGUUCAAUUCCUCCUGGUUUAGAUAAGCCACCAAUCUCUCCAUCCAGUUCCAACUGUUGCAAACAGAAUAUGGUACUGAGACGAGGAAGUCGGGGUUGCAAUUGUGUUUAUCCCAUAAAGCUUGACAUUCUCCUGUUAAAUGUUUCAACAAAUCCUAAUUGGAAGCUCUUUCUUGACGACUUUGCUAAGCAGCUUGGUCUGGAAGUUUCUCAAAUAGAGCUGAUUAACUUUUAUGUACUCAACUAUGCAAGAUUAAAUAUUUCAAUGGAUAUUACUCCACAUUCAGGGGUCAGUUUCUCUGCCAGUGAUGCAUCUGCAAUAAACUCUUCUCUUGUCAUGCACAAGGUUAAUUUAGACCCUUCAUUAGUGGGUAAUUACAAACUCCUCAAUAUCACUUGGUUUAAGCCUCCACCUCCUUCUCAAGCUCCUGUUGCGACAUCACCAUUGGAAACCCCACCAAAACCAUCACCAGCUCUUACAUCCACAAGUGCUUCAAAUAAAGGGAAACAUUCAAAUUGGAUUCAUAUUAUUGGUAUUGGUGCUGGCAUACUGUUCCUUGCCAUUAUAUCUGUGCUUAUACUUUGUUUAUGCAUAUUCCGUAAAGAGAAGAUUAAAGCAUCUCCUGCAGAAACAGCACCAGAGAAACAGAGGACUGUUGACACAGUUCUACCAGUAGGAUCUCUACCCCACCCUAGCAGCACUCGGUUUCUGGCAUAUGAAGAACUUAAACAAGCAACGAACAACUUUGAAUCUGCAAGUAUACUUGGAGAGGGUGGGUUUGGCAGGGUUUUCAAGGGUGUUUUAAGUGAUGGUACAGCUGUAGCAAUUAAAAGACUUACUAAUGGAGGGCAACAGGGUGACAAGGAGUUCUUGGUGGAGGUUGAGAUGCUUAGCAGGCUGCAUCAUCGUAAUCUUGUGAAGCUUAUCGGUUACUAUAGCAGUCGUGACUCCUCACAAAACUUACUUUGCUAUGAGCUUGUGCCAAAUGGAAGCUUGGAGGCUUGGCUCCAUGGUCCCCUGGGAGUGAAUUGUCGUUUGGAUUGGGACACCAGAAUGAAGAUUGCACUUGAUGCUGCCAGAGGACUUGCUUACCUGCACGAGGACUCACAACCUUGUGUUAUUCACAGAGAUUUUAAAGCAUCCAAUAUAUUGCUGGAGAAUGAUUUUCAUGCCAAAGUUGCUGAUUUUGGCCUGGCUAAACAGGCACCUGAAGGCAGAGCAAAUUACCUUUCUACUCGGGUGAUGGGGACAUUUGGGUAUGUUGCUCCAGAGUACGCCAUGACUGGACACCUACUAGUUAAAAGUGAUGUUUACAGCUAUGGGGUCGUCCUUCUCGAAUUACUUACUGGAAGAAGGCCUGUAGAUAUGUCGCAGCCAUCUGGGCAGGAGAAUCUUGUCACUUGGGCAAGGCCAAUUCUUAGAGACAAGGAUCGGCUGGAAGAGCUUGCUGAUCCUAGUCUUGGAGCAAAGUACCCAAUGGAAGAUUUUGUAAGAGUUUGCACCAUUGCAGCAGCUUGUGUUGCUCCUGAGGCAAGCCAACGCCCCACAAUGGGUGAAGUGGUACAGUCACUGAAGAUGGUUCAAAGGAUCACUGAAUAUCAGGAUUCUGCGUUAACCUCUUCCACCGCCAGACCCAAUCAUAGGUCAUCAACUACCUUUGAGUCUGAUGUAUCAUCCUCGAUGUUCUCUUCUGGUCCAUACUCUGGUCUAAGUGCGUUUGAUAAUGACAACAUCUCCCGGACAGCAUUUUUUUCUGAAGAUCUUCAUGAAGGACGAUGAAUACAAGUCUACGUUAUGUUCAGAACACACUCGACUGUUUGGUAUAGCAGUUUAGGAGCAGUCCCCUCGUGAAGGGGAUAUAGAGAUUCAUUCUUGGAGUAAUGUAUAGGUUUUGUAAUUGUGAUUCUUGACGAAGGGAGGAACGGGUGUCCUUUUGUAGUCCAUUGUGUGGGGAAACCAUUGUCUAAGUUUUUCCGAAGGCAAUGGUUUGUCACAUGUUGGGAUGAAAUUUUGUACAUAACUUGUAAGCUUAUUUUAUGAAAUUGGGGUUAAUGUUUCGUA
This is a messenger RNA of Rosa chinensis, 2721 nucleotides long. Its product is annotated as proline-rich receptor-like protein kinase PERK3. Gene Ontology annotation, molecular function: protein kinase activity; ATP binding. NCBI's taxonomy places the organism in Eukaryota, Viridiplantae, Streptophyta, Magnoliopsida, Rosales, Rosaceae. The record is from RefSeq and is a predicted model, not a curated record. Gene Ontology annotation, biological process: protein phosphorylation. The coding region runs from base 292 to 2439 and encodes 715 amino acids. The transcript is spliced from 8 exons.